Molecule: messenger RNA, 720 nt
Organism: Plasmodium fragile
Lineage: Eukaryota; Apicomplexa; Aconoidasida; Haemosporida; Plasmodiidae
Exons: 1
Coding region: 1-720 (239 amino acids)
Source: RefSeq, a predicted model, not a curated record
AUGGGGAGAAACGACGCGUACAGAUGUAGAGCCCUCCUCUGGCAGAUCUGCAGAAGGACGUUUGUAAUCACGCCCCUUUGGGCGGGCAAAUCAAACAAGGGAUUUAUUACCAAGCUGGGAAAGGUAGCACCCAUGGAGGGAAAACAAAUCACACGAACAGAUAAAAGAACAUUGUUCCUCACUGUACACACAAAAGGUAAAGAGACGACAGAGGUGAAGGACACAAAUGCAUUCCCUGCUACCUCCCCCAUAAGAACCACCUUGAAGAAGUACAAGAUACACAUAAUAUACUAUUCCGUUUUGUUAUCCCUCUUUUCUACGUUCGCGUAUUGCGUUGUAAAGCUUCUAAUUAUGGUUCUGCACGAACCAGUGUGUGUUAAACUGGUAAAGGAGAAAGUCUUAAUGGAUGAAAAGUUGGUAGAAGAGUAUGGUGAAAUAAUAUUUGCUCGCUUCUGGACCGGCUAUAUAAAUGAGGAUCACGCUCGAAUAAUUAUUAACGUAAAGAGUCACACGGAAAAAAAUAAAAAGGGUAAAGUGGUUGCGAACCUUGCCAAGCAGAAGGAUGACACUUGGGUCAUUAAGACCUUAACAUAUUACACGGUUAAAAAAAAUGAUAAUGUACACACCGACGAUUUGAAGACGCUGCGGCAAGGUGAUGGCCAGGUGUCCCUGUGCCCCGUGGACCACCAGUCUUUGGGCGCGCGCAGGGUUAAGGGUUAG